AUGUUCAGAUUUGGGGUAGCCAAAACGGCACUGCAGGCGUUUUCCAGGCCGCUUAACGCCAUCAGAAUGCUGUCCGUGGCCACCGCAUCUCAUAAAUCACCCCUUCUGAUUCUCAAGUUCAAUUCUGCUGCCACAAAUUUGUAUGCCGUUUUCCGGCUCCACAAUAUGCCCUAUUUGGUCACCAAGGGAGAUCGAGUCGUGCUUCCUUUCAAACUCAAGGGUGCCGAGGUGGGCGACCAGCUACGCCUCAGUGACAUAAUCACGGUGGGAUCACCAGAAUACACAUAUAAUGACAAAAAAGGUUUACCGAAAGAAUGGGUUGAUCUUCGAGCGAACGUGGUAGAAAUCACCAAAGAACCAUACUACGAAGUCUACCGGAAGAAACAGCGUUGUAGACGCCGUAAGACGUUUCCUGUGCAACCGUAUCAGACAAUCUUGAUGAUAAACGAAUUAAAGUUGACGUGA
Molecule: messenger RNA, 465 nt
Organism: Meyerozyma guilliermondii ATCC 6260
Lineage: Eukaryota; Fungi; Ascomycota; Pichiomycetes; Serinales; Debaryomycetaceae
Product: mitochondrial 54S ribosomal protein bL21m
Exons: 1
Coding region: 1-465 (154 amino acids)
Cellular component (GO): ribosome; mitochondrial large ribosomal subunit
Molecular function (GO): structural constituent of ribosome
Source: RefSeq, a predicted model, not a curated record